AUGUCUUCUAAAGUGCAAAAGAUUAUGGUUCAACCCAUUAAUCUGAUUUUCAGAUACCUUCAAAACAAAUCCAGAGUCCAAAUCUGGUUGUUUGACAAAAGUGAUUUAAGAAUUGAGGGUCAAAUCAUUGGUUUCGAUGAAUUCAUGAACUUGGUUCUUGACAGCGCUGAAGAGAUUGAUACCAAGAACAAUACUAGACUCAAAGUUGGCCGUCUCAUGUUGAAGGGCGACAACAUCACUCUGAUACAAGGUGUCGAGAAUUAA
Molecule: messenger RNA, 264 nt
Organism: Mucor velutinosus
Lineage: Eukaryota; Fungi; Mucoromycota; Mucoromycetes; Mucorales; Mucoraceae
Exons: 5
Coding region: 1-264 (87 amino acids)
Biological process (GO): mRNA splicing, via spliceosome; spliceosomal snRNP assembly
Cellular component (GO): U1 snRNP; precatalytic spliceosome; pICln-Sm protein complex
Molecular function (GO): RNA binding
Source: RefSeq, a predicted model, not a curated record